Messenger RNA from Sus scrofa (pig), 1017 nucleotides. The record is from RefSeq and is a predicted model, not a curated record. Lineage: Eukaryota; Metazoa; Chordata; Mammalia; Artiodactyla; Suidae.
AUGGGCAAGCUGCACAGCCCAUAUCGUAGCCGUGCUUCAAGUGGACUUCAGCAAAGAACACAACCCAUGGCAUUCCCCAUCUACAGAGCAAAACCAGUGGCCCUAUUUGGGCAGGGAAUUCAGUGCACGGUAUUGCCUCAUUCAGGACACAAACAACAAGAUGUGCAGAUCCUGGGGCCAAUUUGGCUGACCUGCCAGGGAAGAGAAGCUAAUUCAUACCCUCACCUAUGGAUCAUGCUCUACUUGCUGGGUCUCUUGGGAAACUUGCUACUUCUGCUGACUAUUGGUGCUGACAUCCGCCCCCACACCCCCAUGUACUUCUUCCUCAUUUGGCUCUCUGACAACCUGCUUUUGACUGCCAUGGCUAUUGACUGCUAUGCUGCCAUCUGCCAUCCUCUGCACUAUCCACUCCUAAUGACUCCUGGCGGAUGUGGACUGCUGACAAACAAACAAUUUAAAAUUCCCUACUUAUCCUGUGAUUUUGGUCCACUCUUUCAACUUUCUUGCUCUGAUGCCCACCUCAAUGAGAACCUAAUGCUGGUUCUGGCAGGACUUUUAGGAAUCAGCCCUCUCCUCUGCACCAUAAGUUCUUAUGUCCAUAUUUUACAUGCUGUAGCUAAGGCUCCAUCAGCACAGGGGAAAAAGAAAGCCUUGGCCACAUGCAGCUCCCACCUCUCCGUGGUCAUCCUCUUCUACAGCACGGUCUUUGCCACCUACCUGAAGCCCCCAUCCACCUCUCACUCCUCUGGGGAGCUGGUUGCUGCUGUCAUGUAUACCCUGGUAACUCCCACUCUCAAUCCUUUUAUUUACAGUCUGAGAAACAAGGAUGUGAAGAGUUCACUAAAAAGGGUUUGGGGCAUAGAGAGUUCUUUGGAUUAGGAAUAAUAAACAAAGUGCCCAUAAACAAGCAUUUGGGGGAAAAUCUCCACUUUUCACCAAAUUUACAGAGUCAGUUAAUACCAAGGCUGUCCCAGAGCGUAUAUGGUAUAUUGGAAAUAACACUAAAUAGAAAUUAGG